GGGUGGAGGGGUGGUGCGAAGAGCGGCAUAAACGCGCAUGCGUUCCGCUGAGGCGGACCGCACCAAUGAGAGUGCGAACCGGUCCGAGCGCCCGAGCGAUGAGCAGGCCAGGCCUGCGCAGUGAAGCCUGGAAGCUCCGGUGACGAUGUCUGGUGGAAUAUUCUCCCCUUUGGAUAACCUGUAUGAUUUGGACAAUGCAAAUUGCCACCCCCUGGUCUGUUAUCUCUGCUAUGAACAGUAUGAACAUCCCUGCCUGCUGGACUGCUACCAUACCUUCUGUGCAACCUGUCUGCGGGGCAGGGCUACAGAAGGACGCCUCUUGUGCCCUCUCUGUGGACGCAUGUCAAUUGUGAAGGGCACCAGUGGACUCCCAAAGGUAGAUCGAUUGUUGAAAUUCCUGGUCGACAGCUCAGCCGACUGUGAGGAGAUUGUGCAGUGUGCAAACUGUGACCUAGAGUGCAAGAAGCAGGACGCAGAUUCCAUGUUUUACUGCAACACCUGUAACCAACCGCUCUGCAGCUCCUGCCGAGAGGAUACCCACAGAGCAAAAAUGUUUGCCCGGCAUGAAAUUGUCACUCUCGCCAAACGUACCAAGGAGCUGCACAAAAAGUGCCCUCUUCAUGAAGAACCAUACAUCAUGUUCUCAACAGAAAAGAAAUCCAUGCUCUGCAUCAACUGCUUUCGGGACAUGCAAGUUGAGAGCCGAGCCCACUGCAUCGACAUUGAGACUGCCUACAUGCAAGGUUGUGAGAAACUGGACCUAGCUGUGAUGGCAGUAAAAGAGCUUCAGACAUCCACACGAGAGGCCAUCAUCCUUCUAAAAGCCAUGAUAGAUGAGGUGAGACUCAAUGCCAAUGAAGAGGAGUCAGCCAUUAGUUCAUUAUUCAACAGUAUGCAGGAAAAGUUAGCUGAAAAGAAGAAAAUGUUGCUCAAAACUGCUCAAAACCAACAUGAAGAGAAAGAGAAAGCUUUCAAAGAACAGCUUUCAAAUAUGGCUGCACUCCUACCCACUCUUCAAGUCCAUCUCGUCACCUGUUCUGCUUUCCUCAGCUCUGCCAAUAAGUUUGAGUUCCUGGACUUGGGCUAUCAACUGAUGGAAAGGCUCCAGAAGAUUGUUAAACUCCCCCAUCACUUGAGGCCAACACAAAGCAGCAAGAUCAACACAGAGUACAGGUCAGAGUUUGCAAGAUGUCUUGAACCUCUGCUCUUCCUGAGCCAACGGCGUUCCGGAUCAGUGACAGGCGGCGGCUCAGGGACAGGCAUUAACAAUGGAUCCGGAAUGAACCUAGUGGGAGCAAACGCAUUUCCAGCCUCUGGCUCUCCUGCAUCCCUGAGGGACAUGUCCCUGACAAAUGCUGUGACGUGCAAGCCUACCUCCCAUCGCUACAUCAGCACCAAGGUCCUGCUGGCAGAGGGAGGGCACAGCCCCUUCAUGGAGCAUUGCCGGAAUUAUGAAAAUACUUUCAGGGCCCUACAGACAGAACUUCAGACACUGAAAGACCAGGUGCAAGAGAUGCACCGUGAUCUGACUAAACACCACUCACUCAUCAGGACAGAUGCAAUGGGAGAGAUCCUACAGAAAUCCCUGCAAAUGGACACUCAGAUUUCCUCCCAAUACUCCUCUGUGGAGACCAUGAGGACUAUGUUUGAAGAGGUUUGGGAGGAAACCUAUCAGAGAGUUGCAAACGAGCAAGAGAUUUAUGAAGCACAACUUCAUGAUCUGAUGCUACUCAAGCAAGAAAACCUGUACCUAACGACAAUCACCCGCCAAAUCAGCCCAUACAUUCGCUCGAUUGCCAAAGUGAAGGAACGCCUGGAACCCAGACUUAAAGAGCCAAAGGAAGUGAAGGAUGACAGAACAGAUAACAUGUUGAAGAUUUAUGAUGAAGGCUCUAUUAUGACUUCAGAUGGGCAGUACAGGAAUGACCUCGCUUGCAUGAGUGAAGAUAAAGAAAAACAGAUCGACAACAAGGACAAGGUUAUUGACAACCGAACUCUAAAUAUUCUGUCGGAGGAUUCGGAGGUGAAAUGCAAAGACUUGUGUCGUACAACAAAACUGAAAAGUGGAUUGGACACCCCUGACAGAAAGGAGAUCACUUUAUAGUACAUGAGCACUAAGAGACGUAUCCUCCAGUUAAUAGUGACAGCUGCAGAAUGUAAAUACAACAUAUUGACUUCACCAUGGCUUUGGAAGCUGUUCACUAUUCUUUAACAACCACAGAUCUGGUUCACAACAUUAUGCUUAAAUACAAAUCUCAUAGUUAAAAACAUAGAUAUUUGGUUCCAUUAUCUUUCAGCAGAGAAUAAAACCUAAGAGAUGAUGUCAGUUUGCUCAUAAUGCUUGUUUGAUAUUGCUCUGACCACUCUUAUGUUUUAUGCUUUCUUACAUUUCUGGUCUCGUCAUUACUUAUUUGAACAAAGACAUGAUUUACAGGAUUCUUCUACAUGGAGCACCAACAAAAUGAAGUGAUAACGUUGGGAAGUGCUCAGAUUCAACAGGUAGUUAGGAAGGAAAACAUUACGUUGGCCAAUAAAGUGAGACAAGUGACUACAACAGUUGAGAUGUCUUACUCCAGUUAUGUAUAUAGAUCCUUACCCAGGAAAAUACUUACAAGAAAGUGUAUGUAAAUGAAAGUUUACCAGAUUGAUUUGUGAGGAGGCGAGUUUGUCAAAUGUAGAGGCACUAAAUAGACUUCAAAAUUAUUCAGGGGCAUGAGAAGGUAGAUGUGAAGUCAGUGUUAUCCUUGGCUAGAGGGUCUCAAACACAAGAGUCAAAAUAGGAGAUCUGCCAUUCCUGGAAGUUUAUUCAACCAAAAGGUAAUAAAUCUUUGGAAUUCACUACUCAAGAGGGAUGUGGAGCUUCAACUACUGAGUAUAUUCAAUAUUGAAAAGUCAAUUGACCUUUCUUAGUCAAGGGAUAUGGGGUUAGUGUGUGAAAUUGAUACUGGGAUAAAAGACCUCUGCAGGUAUUAGGCACUGAAUGAACUUCUGUUUAUAUAUUUAAUUAUGAUAUUUGAAAACAGAUGGUUUUAAAAAAUACAUCAUCUCCUCCCUUGAACCACAGACUUUUAUUAGUGCUUCAGGAGAUUAUGUGGCUGUGACAAUGGGCAGGUGUUGCGAAUAUGUGGAAGGAGAAAUAUUAAGGCCCUAAUAAUUUGCUUCAUGCAAUAUCUAGUCCCUUUUUCACUCCCCAAUGUUACAUUCCUACUGCUUGUUACUAUUAUUCUACAGAUAAGGCCAAGAGGUAUGCCAGUAGGUAGUUUAAGAAUUCUAAUGUAAACCUGAAGAGAGACUGAACACAAGGCACUGGGGUAGAAUCCUUUGCAACCAGCUUAGUUUUACUGUCCAUUAAUUUCAAAGGAGUCUGAUUCAUAUGCUGCCUGAUUAGACAUCUGAUCCAUUCCGCCUCAUUCUUCUCUGGUGUACUUAAGUUAAAAUUGGGGCUCAAAUAUCAGCAAAGAAUGCUAAUGGCCAGUACAACCAAGUCUGACCAUAUCAUCAACAGAUAUCCUGGUAGUAUAUUUGCAACAAGUCUUGCUAGAUGAUGCUUAAGAGUAAAUGUGCUCAUUUUUCUCCAUACAUUCCUCAUCUUCCCCCUCCCAUGUGCAUACAAUGUGAGCUGAAUAGCUUCACUAUUACAAAUACCACAUAGCAUGAACUUAGUUAUAAAUGAUCAUCCAUAAAGUAACUAUGUCAUUCAUAACAGAAUAUUACUGACUUUGGUUGUAUAAAGCCACAACUAACAAGGUAUAUACCCGACAACAUGGAGUGUGUGCAUUUAAAUACAAUAAUGAAGCAGCAAAUAGCAAAGAGUACAGAUUGAAAAUGCUGUUUAAACUAAAAUAGGAAAAAAUGUGUUGAAAAAGCACAGUUCAAUUAUCAUCUGGAAAGAAAGAGACCAGUUCAUGUUCCAGGUGUAAAUAGAAGCGAGUCUGAUGAAGGACACAACCCCUAAGUAUCAACUUUUUUUCCCCUUUCUAAACUUUUGUGUAUCUACAGUAUUAUCUACUUUUGUCAGUAAAGAUUAACAGCAAAACAGGCUACUGCAAAACAUCUUGUACAAGUGGAACAAUUAAAUUGAAAAGUUUUUUUAUUACUCCUUGGUGACUUAAGGAUAAAGUUUACAUGAAUAAAACAGAAAAGUUUACAAAUCAGUAAAUUGUCUCACCCGCUUCUCCCUCUUCCUGAAAUUUCGGUCCUGCUCCCUUCCAGAAGCCUCCAUAGUUUUCACAUGCAAAUUACACAUUGGAUGUUUUUCCACUUCUGGGAAUUAUGGUAUUCCAUAUAAAUUCCUGAAAGCCACCAUAGGGUGUGAACCUCAUGUUGGUAGCUACGUUUCAGUGGUUGAAAUAGAUGUCUUCUGAUUAAAUACUACCAAUAAAACUGCUUCAUAAACAUAAUUUUAUAUCUUUAGAACUUUUUCUAAGAUGUUAAAAACUUUGAAAUUGCCUCCACUUGUUCAUAAGCAAAGAAAUAUCUGCGAGUUAUCAAUAUUUAAUGAGUCAUUGCUGUUACUAAAAAAUUUUCACAUGAAAUCAUUGUGAUGUUGACUGUGUUACUUAAAUAUUUCAACAGCCCUUUUAUGAAUUAUGUAAAUGAUGGGCUUGCUUAAGUCUAAGUGAAAGAAACACAAAGAUAUUCAAGCUAUUGCUAUCGACAUGUUUCCUUUCUGUUUAAGAUGUUCAUAGUAACUUUUGCAUGACAUAAUUUAUUGAAGUCGGAAAAUAUCUCCACUAACUUAAUUUUCAUAAAAAAUAAGUAUUUUGUCAGAAGAGCUUUAGGCAGGAUGGUGCCUGAAUUAGAGGGCAUGAGCUACAAAGAGAUUGCAUAAACCUGAGUUGUUUUCUCUGGAGAGUUAGAGCCUGAGAGGUAGCCCAAGUUUUGGAAUUGUGAUUUUAAGAUUAUAUCCCUCAUCCUAGACUCUAAUGCCAUUACAUAAACAAGCUCAAUUCAUGGCCUAGAGAAAAAUCUUGAUCCUAACUGUCCAGUCAAGUAAAAAAAAAUACCAGAGAAGAAUGAGCACUAGGAUUACUUUUUUCUUGAAAUGAAGGUGUAAAUUGACAGGGUUUUAAAAAUUGUGCAGAGGCUUGAUGAAAUUGGCAAACUUGUUUACACUCAAUUGUAUCCUAAAACUAGAAAUAGAAGAUCAUCACUAAUAAAUCAAAGAAAGAACUUAGGGUAAUUCUCUUCACUCGGGGCAAUACUACAUGGAAUGAUUGAAUGGAUGCACUCAAGGGAAGCUAGAUGUAUGGAUGAAUGGCCAUCUUCUAUGCUGAAAAUCCUGACUCUAGCUUACUUUGUGUUCUGUGCUGAUUCUGUCCAUACCUAGCUGAAAAGUGCACAACCAGUGUUGGUAGAAUGAGACUUGGAGGUAAAGUGUGCACUAUAGUUGAAAUCAUACUGCAAUGACAGGAGUUUGUAUAAACAAUCAUUUGGUGAGGAAUUGGGAGAUGUUGUAGGUGUUGGUACUGUAUCUCAAUGAAGAAUUAAUGCUGAAGAAAGUGAAAAAUCAAAGGGUCAACACUAAACUGGGGGAUAUGCUGCAGGCACCAGCUCCUGUUUGCAAGCUAAUAAUUUUGACACUUGCUGCCUCAAUAAAGGACUGUGUAACCUAAAUUAGCACCUGAUUCAUUCAUUGACAUUAUUUGAACUAAAACAGUUGAAUAUUUAUAACUUUCAAAGGCAAUAAAUGUUUGCUGUGACAGCAUCUGCCACAUCCUGAACACAAGACAGUUAUUUGAAUGGUGCGGAUUAACACAGGCUGUUCCAUCUUUCCCCAGCUUCUACACAGUAUAUACUGUAUGUACACAAAUUCAAGUGCACAAAUCUUAUCUAAGGUUUCUUUAACUAAUGGAUACCAUAGCUAAUUGCAGUUUACCUACAACGAGUCUAAAAAUCAAAAGGCUUGCACCUUGAUGGGCUGCAGCCUUUACCAGUUAUGUAAGCAGAGGAACAAGUCCAUUGUUUUUUCAAUGUAACUUACUGUAAUAAUGUUAAAGCACCAAGUAAGAUCAUUGUAUUAUUAAAAAACUAGGCACUGAUUUGUUUGACUCAAGUUCACUAAUCUUUCCUGUGGUUUUCCAUUUAGCUCAUCUUGCAAUCUUCCUUUUUAUUUCUAUCUUUACGUCACAGUCAUUCCAGGAGAUAAAAAGGUGAAAAGGAUUGCCUUCAGCAGUCCUUCCCCUACAAUGCACUUCAGCCAACACUAAAUCAAAAGUUUAAUAUUGGUCUGCCUACUCUGGACAUGACUGCAGGCUGGAUUACCCCUUUGAUACAACAAAUUCACGAUAUAUGCUGGUGAUAUUAAACCUGAUUGUGAUUCAGAUAAAUUUAUUUUCUGCCUCUCAACAUAACAACACAUAACAAAUAGUUAACGACCCCAUCUCGUUUAUCCAUCCUUUCAUGCAAGCAUAUCUGCCGCAGAGUGAUCUAACUAAUCUGCCUCCUGUUCAGCCAUCCAUUGUCCCAUCAGUGGAAUCGAUAAUUGUCUGUAACUUCAGUACUUGCAUAGAGCUAGUUUGAUAAGCCAUUCAAUCCAUCUGUUCUGUGCUAGGGUCUAUAUUUUAUGCAAACCUCCACUGGAGUUAUCUCCUUUCAACCAGUACUUGCAGUGAUUUCAAAUACACGCACAGGUUGGGCAUCCAAAAGUGAGCAACUCGCCCACUACUGCUCUGAAGCUUUUCCAUCAUUUGAAGCAUGGGAUUGAAGUGCGAUAGAAUACUCUAUGUCUGCACAGAUGAAUGCAGUUCUCAACAUACAAGAGAUUUCACAAUAUUCAGAAAAUACCUGCCCAAUUCAUUAGCUCUUUCUUCUUCUUCACCUUUUGGAAUACCUGUGGAUUCUGCAAGAUGUAGUAAGUCUGUAAAGCUUUUACAACAGCAAUACCUAAAUGCAUGAACUCUACUGCCUUGAAGGGCAAAGGCAGUGGGCACAUGGGAUUACCUUAAGGAAAAUGUCCUCUCAUACAUGAACUAUACAUUGAAUCUGUCCAGUCAACAUCCUAAAACCCUCUGCUAAUCACAAUGGGUUAGGUAUCUUCACCUCUUCACUUCAGAAGCUCCAGUAUGUCUCACAACCAACUUCUCAACUGUAAUCAAUGAAGGGGUUUAAAUUGAUAUUAGAAGUAUAAGCAGAUAUCAGCAAUACUCUACAAAGUAUUAAUGCAUCAGUGUUCAUUACAAGAGUUUAAAUGUGAAAGGCCACUCAAAGGAGUUACUGGACUAUAGCUGUAACACCCUUAGAUGUUAUGCUACAAGCAAAAGCUUCUUUUCAGAAAAUGUGAAACUUUAAUUAUUUCUUUACUCCUAUCCCUCUCAAUUGCAAUACACCAAUCCAAGGUCAUAGAGGCCAACAAUAACAACGCAACCAAUUUAUUCACCAAAUCAAAAAAUUAAAUUUCAUGUGUACAGCAGCUAAUCAUUAGCAGCUUUUACAGUUCUAACCUAUCUGCUCCCAAAAUGUCGCCCCCCCAAAUUCAAGCCCAAUUAUAUUUUAAUACUCAUUAGAUUAGUUUUACAAGGGUUUUCCAUCCCACAAAAGUAACUUGUUCUCUCUCUCUUCCCCAGUUGUGCUGGAGGCAAGUACAUUAGGGACAUGUAAGAGACUCUUUAGAUGGGCACAUUGAUGAAAGUAAGCUGGAGGGCUAUGUGGAAGGUACUGUGCUGCAUGGUUCCCUGUUUUAUAUUCCGAUGAAAGGUCUACUCUUUCUGCAGACGUUGCCUACCCAUAGUUUCCAACAUUUCCCUUUAUUUCAGGUUUCCAGGAUCUGCAAUUUCUAAAAUACCCUUCCUUCACAACUUCACUCAUCGCAAAAAUUUUCAACGAGCCCACUUUUUGAAAAUUUACAAACUUUGUCCUUCAACACAUAUUGUCUAAAGUUUCAUCUUUAAAGGCCUCAAACAAAUGUACACUAUUUUUCUAAAUCACAAUUAUCCAAUCAGAACAAUGAGAAUGGAGUUACCUUACAGUAAUUUGGACAGGCCAUUAGUGAACCUUUCAUUUUCUCCUGCCUGACAUGACAAACCAUGAGACAAGUUAUUGUAGGCGUGAAACAGCACAUUAACAAUUUCAGCAGUACAAGCUCUGUUAGAAACACACUGAAAUAUUCCCUUCACUAUACUUCCGGCUGUUGCGCCUUUGCUCUUUAACACAGGGGUUCCCAACCUUUUUUAUGCCAUGCAGCAAUAACAUUAAACAAUGGGUCUGUGGAACCCAGGUUCAGAACCCCUGCUGUCAUAUAAAUUACACCUUUGUGCACUCGCAACAACCAACCCCCUUGAGAAUUAUUAGCUCGUUUUAAAAAUCACACCUGUGACAGUGGUGAAGUGGUAUCUCCACCUGGACUUUGGAACAAGAGGUCCCGGGUUUGAAUCCGGCUGGCUCCUUGCACACUUUCCAUCCAUGGUGGGUUAAGCGUCGAGCUAACAACUUGGCCUCGUAAAAAAAAAAGUUGCUAAAGAAACAACAAGGUUGCUGCCUGAUACACCAAACAAAGCAUGGGGAGGUACUUUUCCUUUACUUAUCUUUAAAAAUAUCAUAGAAUAAAAGGAUGGAGGUUAUUCAGUUUACAGUAUCUGUGCUCAUUUAUUUGAAAUACUCCCUUUCUCCGAACUCUGGAUAAAAUAUUGUUCAUUUUCUUAAAUAUCUGCCUUAGUAUUCUUUUGUUAGAUAACACCAGUGAGGCAUAAAUACAUUUUCCUACACUUAAAGAUGCCACACAAAAGCUGCUGUUAAUGGUUCAAGCUUCGCAAGACAAAUACUAAAUUGGGAUAUGGGCUAACGUCAAUGGGAAACUGUUCUAAUGUUCUUUGGUCCAGGGCAAGAGGGUCAGGAAAGAGACAAGAGAAACAGAUCAGAAUCAGACAACUUCAAAAGAUCACAGAUUAUGCUCUGAUGCAUGUCUAUCUUUAAUUUACAAGAUAUGAAAUGAUAGACUCCAAAAGGAAAUGUGGCUCAUAGCAAAUUACCUCAUUUGUGCAUUUGUGGACAUGUACCAACUCUGCUGAUGGUAACUUGGGGUUAGAAUUGAAGUGAUAGAAGAACAUGACCAUGCUGCCACAAAAUCUAGAAAGCAGUGAGUCUGCAUGCACAGUGUAAGAGAUAGGUUAAUAUUUUAGGUAAACACCUGUUUUUAUUUAAGAUUUCCAGCAUUUGCAGUUUUUAUCCCCAUAUUUAAAUAUGGUAAUACUGUUCCCAUUCUCCCUCAAUGGUGUAGAGGUAACAAAAAAGUGGUGAUCAAUUUUAUAUCUAUUUUUCUCAAGGUGAAGGAUGAGAAAAGAGACAGUUUCAGUUCAGGCACUCAAAGUAACCAUUUAGUGGUUCUAGGUCAGGUACAGCACGCAACACAGCUCCCUCAAAAACACCCCGACGAUGACUCAGCUCCAAAUCUCAGAUGCUUGCUCAAAUAUGACCACUUCUAGCUCAAUUCUCUUGUGAGAAAGCCUAUUUAGUGGCCAAUUCAUCCAAAAUGAGAGGCAAAUUAUGAGAAAUAGGCCCAUGCUUGGUAGGAAUUGAGUUGAGACAUCAAUUUUAUGAAGGGUGGUUGGUAAAGAAAACUUUCAAUCCAUCACCCUGGUUGCUUACAUAACCAGGAUCCAGGUGUAAAGCUGGUCCUUCGUCAUUGUAUAAAUAAAAGCUCAACAUAAAAUAUCACUAAUUUCAGCAUCUUCCUGAAUAAAAAGUAACAGAUUCUGGUCAAGACAAAAUAAAGCAAAUCCAUCUUUUUUUUAAAAAAACAAACUAUGAUUAUCUAUGUUUAUAGUAAGACUGAUAUUUAUGUAAUUUACCUUUCCUGAUACAGUAUGUUGGUACAUUACAAUAAUGCAUCUUCCCUAAAAUAGUAUAAAGCAGCCCUCCUGGAAUUGUUUUUGGUCAUAAAGAGUCCUUAUAUGAAAUACAAAGUCUAUAAUGAAUGGCUUUGUCAAAGCAAUAGCUGGAGUGAGUGGCCUCUAAAAUUUGCACUGUGUAUUUCAGUUCCCACUAUCCACAGCAGUGCUCCUUUACAGAUUUGCCCUCUGCAGCACCACACCCUUGCUCUAACAGAUUGAAGCUAGCUAAGAUAUUCUCAACAGCAACAGCUGAGGAACUCUUCUCAAGAUUGAAAUCAAAUAUUGAGGUGCUAAGGGUUAACAGCAGCCUGCUGUCAGCUCAUUUGAUUGUACGUUUCUUUCUUAUUGUCCCUUUUCACUUCAUGGUUCUAAUUUUGCACCUUUGAUGAAGGGAAGUCGUGUUGGAAUCUGUUUCUUAUACAGUUCAUAGUC
Molecule: messenger RNA, 10259 nt
Organism: Hypanus sabinus (Atlantic stingray)
Lineage: Eukaryota; Metazoa; Chordata; Chondrichthyes; Myliobatiformes; Dasyatidae
Gene: rnf207b
Product: ring finger protein 207b
Exons: 18
Coding region: 146-2104 (652 amino acids)
Biological process (GO): regulation of heart looping; regulation of cardiac muscle contraction
Cellular component (GO): perinuclear region of cytoplasm
Molecular function (GO): zinc ion binding; transmembrane transporter binding; Hsp70 protein binding
Source: RefSeq, a predicted model, not a curated record